GAUGUGACCAACCCAACACUGUCCCAACCGGAUGUGACCAACCCAACACUGUCCCAACCAGAUGUGACCAACCCAACACUGUCCCAACCAGAUGUGACCAACCCAACGCUGACCAGCCCAACAUCAUCAGAAAAGAAUGAUAAUAAAAUGUUCAUAAAACACCUUCCACAAAAUAUUUCGAUGGCUAAAAUACAAAAUUACUUUGGUAAAUUCGGGGUGCUAUCUAAAAUUUGGAUAAAGAAUGGAAAAAAUUUUGGUUUUGUCAUUUAUGACAAUACUGAAGGAUUAAGCCGAGCCCUUAGUUGCUCUCCACAUGUGAUCGACGGCAGCGUCAUCGAUGUGGAAUUGCCGCAAGGGGCGGGCUGUCAGAUCUUCAUAGGUGGUCUAACUAGUCGGCCUAAUGAAGAUGACGAAGUCCAGGAAAGGCUCGAGGAGUACGGCCACAUCCUUAAGUGGCAGAGACCGCUCUCCGGAGGUCGGCCUGCUCCUUACGCCUUUGUCACUUUUAGUAGUGAAGAAGCAGCUCGACGUGCCGUCGAUGCUUAA
This is a messenger RNA of Homarus americanus (American lobster), 546 nucleotides long. Its product is annotated as RNA-binding protein squid-like. Gene Ontology annotation, molecular function: RNA binding. The transcript has a single exon. The annotation marks the transcript as partial. The record is from RefSeq and is a predicted model, not a curated record. Gene Ontology annotation, biological process: regulation of gene expression. NCBI's taxonomy places the organism in Eukaryota, Metazoa, Arthropoda, Malacostraca, Decapoda, Nephropidae. Gene Ontology annotation, cellular component: nucleoplasm.